AUGGAGCCACAGAAGGAAGAAGUGCUGCGUUUGUUGGGACUAGAGCCACUGACCACAGAAGGAGGUCUUUAUACCAUCACAUAUGUAUCAUCAAGGACUUAUAACAACGUAACAAAGGAAGGGAGUAACAAGGAAAGAGCUUUAAUGUCAUCUAUCUACUACAUGCUAACUGAUCAAUAUCCUAUUAACUACUUUCAUAGAAAUAAACCGGAUAUUAUACAUUAUUACCACAUUGGUCUACCUAUUAGGUAUCAUAUGGUAUCUCCUGAAGGAGACUACAGGACUGCAGUGAUGGGCAGUGAUUUAAAAGCAGGGCACCAUCUACAGUUGCUUGUUCCAGGAGGAUAUUGGAAAGCUGCUGAAUUGAUUAUUCCAAAAAACUCAGAAAGCAAUAGCACUUAUGGUUUGAUAAGUGAAGCUGUAGUGCCUCAGUUUAAGUUUGAUGAAUGGUCUAUAGCUAUUGAACGUGAUAUUAAAGAUCUUGUCUCGCCUGAAAACUACGAGCUUUUAAAAAAACUUAUUAAAAGUUAA
Messenger RNA from Amphimedon queenslandica, 531 nucleotides. RefSeq lists its product as uncharacterized. The transcript has a single exon. The record is from RefSeq and is a predicted model, not a curated record. Gene Ontology annotation, cellular component: intracellular anatomical structure. NCBI's taxonomy places the organism in Eukaryota, Metazoa, Porifera, Demospongiae, Haplosclerida, Niphatidae. The coding region runs from base 1 to 531 and encodes 176 amino acids.